This is a messenger RNA of Klebsormidium nitens, 1122 nucleotides long. NCBI's taxonomy places the organism in Eukaryota, Viridiplantae, Streptophyta, Klebsormidiophyceae, Klebsormidiales, Klebsormidiaceae. The record is from the annotation of a GenBank genome assembly.
AUGGGUUCCAGGCAACGCCUAAGCCACGUGUCACCACCAGGGGGCCUGCUUCUUCAACGCUUAUCUAUCUUUCUCCUCAGCUUAGUUCUCUCCUCCCAGACUUCACUCGCCUGCUCCCUGGCUCGCAGUCUCGCUGAAUCAGCAGAUGACGUCACCUCCUGCUUGCUGACGCCUGAGCUGGUGGAGGGUCCCUACUACCUGCACAACCGCCUCAUUCGCGCUGACAUCAGCGAGGGCAAGCCGGGGAUCCCCUUCGAGUUCUCAGUCACAGUCACAGACUUCACGGACUGCUCGCCCCUGGCGAACGUGUUUGUCGACAUCUGGCACUGCGACGCGCUUGGCCUUUACUCUGGGUAUGCCAAGGGGUCAAUGGAGCAGGUCGGACAGCCGGACAAGAACAACCUGGGCCAUGAGCUUCCGACGGACAGCGACACGUAUCUAAGGGGGACCCUGGUUACAGAUGCAAACGGAGUGGCGACGUUCAAAACGAUCAUGCCCGGGUGGUAUGAGGGGCGGGUGACGCACAUUCACACCAAGAUCCAUGUGCCCUACCAAAAGGUCUGGACCGACCAGCUGUCGGCCUACGAAGACAGCCACGUGGUGCACGUGGGUCAGUUCUACUUCAACGACUCCUUCGUCAGCGAAGUCGCCAAGGAAGCUCCGUACAAUACCGGAACAGCCUUCCGUACGCCCUUGACCAAAGAUAAUUACUACUACGUUGAGAUUCCGGUCACGGAGAUUUCGCUCAAGGGAUCGAAGCUGAGCGAGGGGAUUGUGGGAAAGGCGGAGGCGAUCGUUUAUCCUUACUGGGAGACGGUCAAACCAGAGACCCUCAGUGUGGCCAGCCUGACGGCAGCCGCUUCCGCUGCGGCCACGACAGCAGCCAACCUUGCGGCCGGGAGCGGCAGCUUUACCGCCCAAUGGUUUACCCUCCUGAUCGGAGCGGUCGGUGGAAUCGUGAUCGGAGCAGCGACCGUGCUUUCCGUUCUAGCAUACAGCGGAAAGCUUUCUGCUGCGGGACCCGCGUUCGUGCUGCUGCCGCCAGGCGCAGAAAGCGAGGAGGCCGGACUUCAGAUGGCUUCGAAGACAGUGAGAGCAGGUCCACGUUACCCUCCUACUUAA